AUGGCUUCCUCGGAGAUCGACCAAAAGUUUCUUGGCAAGCUCGCCCGGCUAGUCGAGAGUGAAAACCCCCUGCUUUCCUCUGUCCUGUUCAAGAUUCUAGGACUUUCGAUAAACCUCUCGAGUCAGCUCAUCACCGCACGAAAACAGCGCCGACAAGACGGAAGCUCAGGAAAUCCUCCAUUAGACCUUCAUCUUCACAUCGUCUGGUUGUCACGGGAGGGGUUACUACUGCUCGAUCAAUAUGUACUGCCAUCGGCAACGCUAAAGAAGAAUGUCGAACUCAAAAUCCUAGCAUACAAGCUGCUAGCUUCAUUCUAUCACAUUAUCGUCUUGUUUCACAACACUCCACCUGUUACGACGAUAGGAACCAACACCCCGGAAGGCCAGUCAACAAGCAGUGUAGCGAAUGCCAGCGACAAGGGGAAAAGGGUAGCAAAAGGCAAUGACACAUACGAUCACGGUGCUUCAAGGUCGAUAUCUGAGGGGGGGCCCGUUGGCCCACCCCCAGGUUUUGGUCCGCAAUCACCAACAGCCUUCCUCAUGAAGCCCGGGGACUACCUACCACUGGCCCAGCAAUGCUUCAAGGAAGCUAUCCAGCUCGCGGAACAGCACCUUUGGGGAUCACAUUCGCUACGGCUUUCGGUCAAGACAGAAUACGCAGCCUUCCUAUACGAAUGCGUUCACGAUGCCGAGGCUAGCCGAAGACUCGCAAAGGAAACCAUCUCGGAGGUGUAUGAGGCGACGGAAGGCAUCGACAACGACAUGUUUAACGACGCGUCGCUCUGGAAGGAGGACCCAAGUCCAGAUGUCAGAGAGAAAGCCGUUGAGGAUGCUCAUCACCACGGGAGCCAGGCGCGACCAAGCACCGUCCCAUCGCAGGGAUAUGCCAACAGACUGAACCUUCCAGAAACCUGGCUCAAUGCGUCAGUCACCGAGCAGCACGAACAACUUCGAAUCCCAGAUGCCGAUCUUGCAUUAUGACAUCAUCGCCUAUAUACUACGUAUAUCAGCCUUUUGUUGUUAUCCAUACCGAUUAAUACGCUUUAUUGGACCCACGGCAUUCUAUAUCACACGGGACAUAUAACUAUCGUCCGAGAAUCAGAAACCAUGCCGUUUUCGAC
Messenger RNA from Neurospora tetrasperma FGSC 2508, 1121 nucleotides. RefSeq lists its product as uncharacterized. Gene Ontology annotation, cellular component: cytoplasm. Lineage: Eukaryota; Fungi; Ascomycota; Sordariomycetes; Sordariales; Sordariaceae. The coding region runs from base 1 to 981 and encodes 326 amino acids. The transcript is spliced from 2 exons. The record is from RefSeq and is a predicted model, not a curated record. Gene Ontology annotation, biological process: signal transduction.